Messenger RNA from Brettanomyces nanus, 2631 nucleotides. RefSeq lists its product as uncharacterized. Gene Ontology annotation, biological process: regulation of mRNA processing; protein phosphorylation; spliceosomal complex assembly. Lineage: Eukaryota; Fungi; Ascomycota; Pichiomycetes; Pichiales; Pichiaceae. The transcript has a single exon. The record is from RefSeq and is a predicted model, not a curated record. The coding region runs from base 1 to 2631 and encodes 876 amino acids. Gene Ontology annotation, molecular function: protein kinase activity; ATP binding.
AUGAUUGCCCAUAGACUCUCAUUUUCCAAGCAUUCACUGCCCAAACAUUUGGAAAAGCACAGUAAUCUUUCUCAGUGUAUAGCGAAAGAGAGGUCUAAUGUGGACCGGACCCAGAAAAAUGUGCAUAGCGAGCAUAAUGCUAGCAGUUCGUACGAUGCUCAUGAUGAUCACGAUACUCAAGACUACAGCGGACACCAGCCUCAACGGCCACAACUUACUGUGGAUACCGAGAACGCUACUACGACUCCCUAUAAUCCGGAAGACGUCAUUUCUUCAGACUCCGAUGAAGAUGAUGAAAACCUCCGUCGCGAAGAAGAUCCAAAAGACUACUGCCCCGGUGGAUACCAUCCAACUUUUGUGGGGGAACACUACGGAAGAUCCAAGGAGUACCUGAUUGUGCGCAAGUUGGGUUGGGGCCAUUUCUCUACCGUCUGGUUGGCUUGGGACAUUCUUCAUAAUCGUCACGUGGCUAUCAAGAUUGUACGCUCUUCGAAAAACUACCGUGAGGCUGCCCAAGACGAGAUUCGCAUAUUGGAAAAAAUAAACUCCGGCCCGGCGGACCAUCCAGGCAAGCACCAUAUCGUGCAGCUGUUGGACCACUUUAUCCACGAGGGACCCAACGGAGAGCAUGUUUGCAUGGUGUUCGAGGUACUAGGUGAGAAUAUGUUGUCAUUACUGUUGAGAUACAAGCAAUUUCAGAAGGAGAAAACCCAGGAGAUUCGCCAGAGGAGCAGCUGUGUUUCAGAUUCUGCCGCGCGCACUACGAGUCCCACGGGUCUCACAGAUUCCACGAGUCCCACGGGUCUCAGAGAUUCCACGAGUCCUACGGGUCCCACGAGUCCCACGGAGUUCGUGGGGGCCGUUUCUGCCACGCCCACGCCGCCGUCCCCUGCAUCUGCCGCUCCUGGACCCGGUGUCGCCCCUGUGACGACCCCCACACCUGACUCGCCACCGGGGGAUGCGUUCCCCGAUAGCCUCGAAUUCCACAUCUCUCAACUCAACGACCUCACUAUUCUUAGAGAAAGCUACGGUGGAUUACCAAUCACCCUCGUCAAGCAAAUUUCCAAACAAAUCCUUUUGGCUUUAGACUACCUGCACAAGGAAUGCGGAAUCAUUCAUACGGAUUUGAAACCGGAGAAUGUUCUCGUAGAAAUCCACGAUGUCGAAAGACUAGUCAAAAUGCUCGAAUUGGAAAGACUGCAGAAGUGCAAGUCACGUGAUCACAUUAUUACUAAACAUACACGAGAUAGAGAGCACGCGGUUGAUACGACAACCGUAAGGAUAACUCCUCGUAGACACCACAUGCAGUCGGAGGUGCGGCGUGUUUCAAAUUCAAAGCAUCAUAACACACCAAUUCGAUCAUCUAAGCCGCUUACUACGCCUGUGGAGAUGUCCACUUCUGUGGAAAACUUCUUUAGAUCGUUUUCUGUAGGACGACCACGGUCGAGUACCACACCAUCGCAAUCGUUAGAUAGAGGACAGCAAUCGCGUAACAAUUCAAUGAUUGCAAUGUCUCCACAGUUGCGACCUUCGUCGCUGAGUAAUAUUGCUUUUACUGGUCCUUCUUUCCAACCUGAUAAGACAUCAACUAUAGAAGAGGACGAAGAAGAACGAUUUCGCGAUCAUAUUGAUGAUAUCAUUGAAGAAGAGGAAUAUGUAGAUGCCAAAGAGGUUCCUAAUUCUUCUGUGCCGGUUACAGGUGCCAAGAGUUACGACGAAGCGGUCCCUUUGAAUUUGCCGACUGAAACCUUCAAAAAGAUCAAGUCACCAUAUCUUCGGUAUCAGGUAAUGAGCAAUUACAGUCCAAAUGGCCAUUCACUGCUUCCUAAUAUGACUCUAAAUCGCUUUGGAAGCCUAUCUGGUGAGGGAGGAGGAAGCCAUUCACGAGGUCAUCAGAUGAAUCAACCAUAUAUUGCCUUGCCGCAUGCUGCAUCUCCUCAUAUAUCACAAUCACUUCCUCCUGAACCGUCGCCGACGAUUCGCCGUGGAUCGACUUUUUCGUCGACAUCUUCCAGCUCAAUACUCAAUGAUUUGGGGUCAAUUAUCUCCGUGAAAAUUGCGGAUCUCGGAAAUGCUUGCUGGUACGAUAUGCACUAUACAAACGAUAUCGAAACUAGGCAAUACCGGGGCCCGGAGAUAAUCUUGGGUGGAAAAUGGGGAUGUUCAACGGAUCUGUGGUCGUGUGCAUGUCUGAUUUUUGAACUCAUCACAGGAGAUUAUUUAUUCGACCCGAAAAGUGGCAGCACCUACGAUAAGAACGACGACCAUUUAGCACAGAUGAUCGAACUGUUACAAACGUGGCCUCCUAAAGAUUACCUCAAAAAGUGCAAAUACUCGAGGGAGUUUUUUGACAAGUCGUUACAAACUUUAAAGCAUAUAAGCAAGUUGAAGAUCUGGACGAUGGUAGAGGUUCUUGUGGAGGAAUACCACAUAGAGGAGCCUUUAGCUAAGGAUAUUUCCAGCUUUUUGCUCGCUAUGUUGGAAUUUGAACCUAGGAAAAGAGUCGAUGCUGGGUCCAUGACUAAUAAUACGUGGCUACAAGAGACUUUAGUCAAUGAGCAUAUUGACCGGCCAUUCGGAUUACAUGGACAGGAUAUCAAGGGCUAUGUUAAUGAGUAUAAAGGUAAUUAG